Molecule: messenger RNA, 1922 nt
Organism: Dendroctonus ponderosae (mountain pine beetle)
Lineage: Eukaryota; Metazoa; Arthropoda; Insecta; Coleoptera; Curculionidae
Product: UDP-glycosyltransferase UGT5
Exons: 3
Coding region: 191-1765 (524 amino acids)
Molecular function (GO): UDP-glycosyltransferase activity
Source: RefSeq, a predicted model, not a curated record
UUAUUAGACAAAAGAUCAGAUGAUCUCCGAUUAUGCGGCAAUCAUGAUCAGCACUAAUUUCCCCUCUCCUACAAAACCUUCUAAAUAACGUGCGCAAAUUGUUUUUAACUAUUCGCCGUUGAUGUAACCGGUUUAAGCUUAUCGCGUGUUCUCCUGCACACAUUUCCUUGAUCAUUUACAUCAAGUCAUCAUGACUGAACUAUUCAAAUGGGGAAUUCUCCUGUUCUUUGCGUUGUUUUCUCGUGUGGAAAGUAGUAAAAUUUUGGGAGUAUUUCCAUUAGCAACCGGCAGUCAUUACAAUCUUUACUCCAAACUGAUGAAAGGUUUAGCUGAGGCUGGACACGAAGUUACAAUGGUCAGUCCAUAUCGCUUCAAGGAGCCGCCGAGAAGCGGCAAAUAUCGAGAUUUGGUGCUGGAUGGCUUCGCCGAACAGUUUGAGAGGAUGAGUAGGGACUUUUACCAUGCGAGCGGGGUGCCAAUCAGUGCGUUCAGACAAGCGAAGAAUAUCGUGGAUUUAUUUAUAAUGCAAGCAAACAGAACCUUGCACCAUCCGACGAUGACAAAGUUGGUAGAAGCCAAUGAAACUUUCGAUGCUGUUAUAGUAGAGUAUGUGUUGGAUGACGCCCUGAAAGUCUACGGGCAUAUUUUCAACUGCCCACUCAUUGUCUUGAACAGCAUGGGGCCGAAUCCCAUGGUAAACCCCACGGUGGGUAACCCGCAACCGGUUUCGUAUAUUCCUCAUACUCUUUCAGCCAAGGGAUUUUCCCAAUCGCUUCUGAGCAGAGCAAUGAACGCGUAUUAUUACGUAUUGGACUUCGUUUUAUGCCGGUGUUUCCAAUUGCCAGGUCACGAACAAAUCUUGAAAACUAUUUACCCAGAUGCCCCUUCAAUAUAUGACUUGUACUACAACGUUUCUCUGGUGCUGUUGAAUUCGCACACCAGCAUCAAUGCCCCUGUUCCACUUGUGCCAAAUAUGGUGGAAGUUGGAGGAUUUUUUAUCGAUCCCCCGAAGAAACUUCCUCAAGACUUGGAAGACUACAUGAACAACGCUACGGAAGGUGUUGUGUAUUUCAGCAUGGGGUCAAUAAUGAAAGGAACCAAUUUGCCCGAAGAGAAGAAGCAAGUGUUGCUGAAAACGUUCGCAAAACUCAAGCAGAAAGUGAUUUGGAAGUUCGAAGAUGAUUCUCUUGAUACGCCCCCGAAUGUUCUAGUGAAAAAGUGGUGCCCCCAACAGGACAUCUUAGCGCACCCGAACAUGAAACUAUUCAUCACCCAUGGCGGUUUACUGAGUACAACCGAAACCAUCUACAACGGCGUUCCGAUUCUGGCUAUUCCAAUCUUUGGCGACCAGCCAGUGAAUGCAGACGUGGCUGUUAAAGCUGGAUACGCCCUUCAACUGGAUUACCAGGAUCCAGAAUUUGGAGAAGAAAAGCUGUCCUAUCUGAUCAACGAACUGCUGUCCAACCCGAAGUACGCCCAAAACGCCAAGGCGAGAUCCAUAUUAUACCACGACAGGCCGAAACCACCAAUGGAAACGGCCGUUUACUGGAUUGAAUACGUGAUAAGACAUAAAGGCGCCCCACAUUUAAGGGUCGCGGGCCUGAAGCUGCCGUGGUAUCAAUAUUUCAUGGUCGACGUGAUUGGAUCUUUUAUAUCACUCAUUGUGGUCGCUUUAUUGGUUUCAAAGUGGGCGAUCAAAAAACUGAUUUCUGGUUUCAGCAAAGGAAAGAAGCGACCAGGUGCAUCGAAAAAGAAAACGCAUUAACUUCAACUCGACUUGGAGUCCAAAUGCUUAAAAUAUUUGCACCUGCAACAGGCACGUGCACGUAUCAUCUCAAUCCCCAUUAGUUUUUAGUUUUAAACUAAGUAAGUAGGUACAUUAAUUUAUUUUAAAUAAAACAUCCUAACAUGUAUAUGAAUUA